This is a messenger RNA of Racocetra fulgida, 2289 nucleotides long. Lineage: Eukaryota; Fungi; Glomeromycota; Glomeromycetes; Diversisporales; Gigasporaceae. The record is from the annotation of a GenBank genome assembly.
ACGGAAAAGUUUCCACCUCUGACUCCUUUCCAACUACCAAAAUUGUGUGGAAAUACGAUAGCUGAACAUUUUUGGAACAUCGGUGAAAAACAAGCACGUCCUUGUAAAGAGUUAGCAAAAGUUUUUGCUAGCUCAGAACUUCCCGAUAUCCCACCUGAAGGAAUAUGGAAAUUUAAAUCUGGAUGGACACGUUACGAAAAAGGCAAGCGACCCGAAACGGUAGAUUUUCCUGAAGACGAUGUUUUAUGUUUUGAUGUAGAAACUUUACUCGGUGACAGUGAUUAUGCGCUAAUAGCAUGUGCUGCUUCACCAAAAGCAUGGUAUGCUUGGAUUUCACCACGACUUAUUAAACACAGAAGCGCAGUUCACGCUUCGUCAGCGCACCAUACAGAGAAAUGGAUUGGGCAUAAUGUUGGUUUCGAUCGUGCACGAAUAAAAGAAGAAUAUCAUCGUGAUAGAUCUUGUAAUAAUUAUAUAGAUACCAUGUCUUUACAUAUAGCAGUAAGUGGACUCUGCACUCAACAGCGUCCAACCUGGAUCAAGUAUAAUAAAGCUACUGAAGAAAAUAAUAAGGAUUAUUUGGAAAGAUCCAAAGAUUUUCAGGCUAUCUAUGAUGUUAGUUCGAUAAACAAUCUUAGAAAUGUAUAUAAAUUUCAUUGUCAAGGAGAAUUAGACAAAUGUUUGAAAGAUUAUUUCAUUAACGGAUCUUUGGAUGAAAUCGUAAAGCCUGAAGUUUUCCAAAAGCUGGUAUCUUACUGUGCUGGUGAUAAAGCGGAGUCUGUAUAUCAAGAACAGAGUAAAUCUAUUGAAAAAAGCUUACAAGAUCUUGCAUUGGCAGCAGUAAAAUCGUGGAGAGAUGAUCCACAAUCGAUAAACAAUAAUCCAUGGUUAAGGCAAUUAGAUUGGUCAACACCAUCACCACGUGCUAAAAAGCUUAAAGGAUAUCCAAAAUGGUAUCGAAAUAUUUAUAAUUCUAGAACAGAAAUAGAUAAGAAAAUACUUCUUAACGGAUCUCUUACAAAUGAAUUACAAUAUAAUGUGUUUAAAGAUGAGCUAAAUACAAUGGAUGUUAGUGAGGAAGCAUCUGUAGCUGAAGACCAUGAGGAGCAGUACGCUAAUGAUAUGGAUGGAAUAUAUUACCGGAUUCCACAUAAGGAUGGCGAGAAUGCUCGCUGUGCGACACCAUUAUCGAAACAAUAUAUAACCGCUUUCGAAAAAGGGAUUUUGACUUCUGAAUAUGAAGAGGCUAAAGCAGCAUUAAAAAUGAAUGCGACAUGUUCAUAUUGGAUUGGUUCUAGAGAACGGAUAAAGGGUCAGAUGGUUGUAUACAACGAUUAUCCAGAAAUUCAAGAUAUGGGAUUUAACUCAAAUAAUGGAAAAAGUAUUGGAAUGAUCUUACCGCAGACUUUAACAAUGGGGACGAUCACUCGUCGCGCUGUAGAAAAAACAUGGAUGACAGCAAGCAAUACAAAGGAGAAUCGUAUCGGUUCCGAACUUAAAACGAAAAUUCAAGCUCCAAAAGGAUAUAAAAUUAUUGGUGCAGACGUCGACUCCGAAGAAUUAUGGAUAGCUAGUUUGAUUGGUGAUUCACAAUUUGGAUUCCAUGGUGCAACUGCUUUGGGAUGGAUGACACUUCAAGGAAACAAGGUGGCCGGAACAGAUUUACAUUCAAGAACUGCAAAGAUUUUGAAAAUUUCGCGGUCAGAUGCGAAAGUAUUCAAUUAUGGUAGGAUAUAUGGUGCAGGGCUUAAAUUUUCUGCACAAUUACUUAGACAAUUUAAUGAGAACAUUGAAGAAAAUGAAGCUAUUGAACGGGUAACCGAAUUAUACAGCCAGACUAAAGGCAAAAAAUUCUUCACUAAAAAUAUUAAUGCUAAUGAUUUUCCUAAAAAGACGUUUUGGUACGGUGGUAGUGAAAGCUAUAUGUUUAAUAGUCUUGAAGAGAUUGCAACUGCUGAGACACCUCGAACACCAGUUCUUAAAUGUGGCAUAACUGACGCUUUAAAGAGAAAGGUAGUCGACGAAAACUAUAUGACAUCACGAGUUAAUUGGGUUAUACAAUCAUCAGGGGUUGAUUACCUUCAUUUGCUUCUAGUCUCCAUGCAGUAUUUAUUGAAAAAAUAUAAGAUAGAUGGGCGUUUUAUGCUAUCAGUUCAUGAUGAGGUAAGGUUUCUUGUAAAAGAGAGUGACACGUACCGAGCAGCAUUGGCACUUCAAAUCAGCAAUUUAUGGACAAGAACGAUGUUUAGUUACAUGUUGGGAAUCAAUGAUUUACCAUUGGUAGGUUGA